Molecule: messenger RNA, 1507 nt
Organism: Heteronotia binoei (common prickly gecko)
Lineage: Eukaryota; Metazoa; Chordata; Lepidosauria; Squamata; Gekkonidae
Gene: MTRF1
Product: mitochondrial translation release factor 1
Exons: 10
Coding region: 131-1474 (447 amino acids)
Biological process (GO): translational termination
Molecular function (GO): translation release factor activity
Source: RefSeq, a predicted model, not a curated record
UUUCGUCGCUUCCGUCUCGCAGGGGUUUCUGUCCGUCCCGUGCGUUUGCAACGUUUGCAAGACUGGAUUGCUGAAGGUCCGGGAGUGGGGCGCUGUUUUCUUCAGGAAUCGGCCGACUAGACAUGCUGAGAUGAAGCCUCACCUGGGGAUAUCUCUUUACAGAACAUGGUUCAGUAAUUGCUGCGGCCUGCACCCCUCGCUUUCUUUCCUCGCAAAGAGAAUUUCGCAUUCGGCAGACCUGAAUAUCUUUCAGUGCAACUCCUUGCGGAACUCAGCGACGACUGUUCUGUUCAAUCACUGGUCAAGGGGAUAUCACCAGUCCUCAAGAACACUGUGGAACAAUGAAGCCUUACAAAAAUAUCUUCAGACUUUAAGUCAAGAGUAUCAAAGGAUUAGUCAGUUGCUAGAUGACUCUUCAGCGAGCGAACACCGUCGUAAGGCUCUGGGUAAGAGACACACCGAACUGUCCCCGCUUGCUGAAGCAUUUGCGGAAAUAGAAGAGGCAAAAAAAGAGGUCCAAGAUUUGGAGACGCUGUGUGCAAAGUUAAACACCCCAGAAGAGAGACAGCUGCUAGAACUUGCUCUAGAGGAAAAGGAAGCUGUUGACCGGAGAAUCGGCGCUCUGUGUCGAAAGCUUUUCCAGAUCUUGAUACCAAGAGAAAAAUAUGACGACUGUGACACUGUACUUGAAGUAACGUCUGGGAGGACAACUGGAGGUGACAUUUGCCAGCAGUUUACGCAAGAAGUGUUUGAGAUGUACCAGGGCUAUGCUGAUUUCAAAGGCUGGACUUUUGAGAUUCUGAAUUACACUCCUACUGACUAUGGUGGGAUACACCACGCAGCUGCCCGUAUUUCGGGGGACAGUGUCUACAGGCAUCUGAAAUACGAAGGAGGUGUGCAUAGAGUGCAGCGGAUCCCCGAGACUGGCUUAUCUUCACGAAUGCAGCGAAUCCACACUGGGACCAUGUCCGUUAUUGUCCUCCCCCAGACAGAACAGGUGAAGAUCAAAGUGGACCCAAGAGAUCUGCGGAUAGAUACGUUUCGAGCCAGAGGGGCUGGUGGGCAGCACGUUAAUAAAACAGACAGUGCUGUGAGAAUUGUACACAUUCCUACAGGGAUAACUGUUGAAUGUCAACAGGAUCGGUCUCAGCUCAUGAAUAAAGAAACAGCCCUGAGGACACUGCAAGAGAAGCUGUACCAGCAGGCCAUUGAGAGAGAGCUGAGCGAAAAGACCAGUUCUAGGAAGCUGCAGUUAGGGACCAGAGCCCAGUCAGAGAGAAUUCGCACAUAUAAUUUCAGCCAAGACAGAGUCACUGACCACAGGAUCUCCUACGAAGCACGCAACAUCAAGGAAUUCCUGUGUGGCCGAGGGCUGCUGGAUGAUCUGAUCAGCAAGCUGCUGGAAGUGGCAGAGAUGGAAGCUGUGACUGAACACUUGGAACACAACUGUAAACCUCUACAAAGAGAUUUCUGACUUAAAAAAAAAAUACAGUUGUCUCUGAUGCUC